AUGGUCACUCCUACUGUUCAUGCUGCUAAGAAGAGGAAGGAAAUUGAGUCUAGGUCCAAAAUCUGGGAUCACUUUGAAAAGAUCUUAGAUUCUGAGGGGAAAGUGAUUAAAGGCAAGUGCCUUUACUGCAACAAGAUGUUUGCCUGUGAAUCUAAAAAACAUGACAUAUCAUCUUUAAGGAACCACAUGCUGGGCUAUAUUAAAAAUCCUCACUCAAAAGAUAUAAGGCAGUCCCUACUCACAUUCAAUACUGUUUCCACUUCUGGAACAGAGGCUCCUGAGUGGGUUUUGGGGACAUGGGUCUUUAAUCAAGAGGCCAUUAGGAGGGCCUUAUGUGAGAUGAUUAUCAUAGAUGAGCUGCCUUUUAGGUUUGUCGAUGGCCAGGGUUUCAAGAGGUUUAUUCUUGUCUGUUCUCCUAGGUUUCAGAUCCCUUCUAGGUGGACAAUUUCUAGGGAUAUCUACCAAAUUUUCCUAGAUGAGAGGCUAAAUCUUAAGAAGUUGUUUAGGGUGGGCACCCAAAGAUGGAAGCUUCCGAAAAAAAUAAUUUCCUUUGUCCAUGUUUCUUCUCAUAGGGGGGAGUAUAUUUCAAAAGCCCUAGAGAUUUGUCUAUUAGAGUGGGGGAUUAAAAAUGUGUUCACUGUUACAGUGGACAAUGCCUCUUCUAAUGAUACAGCUUUGGAGUUUUUUAAGAGCAAGCUGUUAUCUUGGGGUUCUUCUUCUGUUAGGGUGCAAUACUUGCACUUGAGGUGCAUAACCCAUAUCUUAAACUUAGUGUUCCAAGAUGGUUUGAGGUUUGUAGAUGAGUCAAUUAAAAGGGUGAGAGAUGCAGUGAGAUGGGUUAGGAACUCACUUGCUAGGUUGAAAAAGUUUAGAGAGCUAGCUGAUCUCAUUGGGGUGGAAGCCAAAUCAGCCUUACAUCUUGAUGUCCCUACUAGGUGGAACAACACCUACAUUAUGCUUAACACUACAAUUCAAUAUCAAAGAGUGUUUGAAGCAUAUGGUGAAAAUGACUCAUCCUUUUCUGCUAACUUAGAGUCUUAG
Messenger RNA from Ipomoea triloba (trilobed morning glory), 1041 nucleotides. RefSeq names its product zinc finger BED domain-containing protein RICESLEEPER 3-like. The record is from RefSeq and is a predicted model, not a curated record. The coding region runs from base 1 to 1041 and encodes 346 amino acids. Lineage: Eukaryota; Viridiplantae; Streptophyta; Magnoliopsida; Solanales; Convolvulaceae. Gene Ontology annotation, molecular function: DNA binding. The transcript is spliced from 2 exons.